GAACUGAACCUUGAUCUAAACAUCAAAUAAUUAUUGUUAUCUUAAAUUAUAUGUGUAUAUUUUAACGAUGAAUUUUUAAGUGGACAAAACUCUUUUAAAAUGUGUGCCUGUGGUGCGGAGAACUUUUCAAGCUUUUAUCCUGGUUGCAAUGCUGGCCCCCCAAAGACUUGUGAUUGUGGGCGUGCGGGAUCGGCGGGUGUACAAGAGACAAAAUUCUCAAAUAUGGUACCGCCAAGUUUUCUGUGCAAUCGAAUUGCUAACACAACAAAAACAAAGGAAAAGCCAAAAUCCUGCAGUUGUCCGACUAAAAAAGACAAGGUGGCCAAGAAGUGUAAAUGUGUAGACAAAGGUGUCGAUACGUGUGAUCUGGAGAACGAAGUGUGUAAAAAUGCUUGCGAAAUGAGUAAUGCAGACUAUACAAAUAUGAUUGCUGCACAUGGAACUGCAGGAGUUAAUCCUGCACCACCUGCCGUACCACCUAUUGGUAUAGGAAACGAUGUACCUGGCACUGCUUUUAUGGAAGCGAUAGAUCCUUUAAGCAAUGUUCUUGACAUGAAUCUGGAACAGCCACAACGGGUUGAAGCUAUGCCAGCAGCUGGCUUACCCAGCAGGACAUGUCCCCAGUUUGAUCCUUGUACAGGCCUGGAACGUCAAUGUUCGGCCAAGCCAGCACCGCAAGCAGCAUAUAUGCCUUAUAUGGGUCCAAUAAUUCCACUGCCCAGCCUGAGUCCCUAUUUCUAUCCAAAUUUUCAAUGUUGUCAAAAACCCACCCAAGGUCCAUGUUGCUGUGCGCCAAGUGCUCCAUUGCCGAAAUGUGCGUGUGAUGCAGGCGCCUCCACAACGGAAACUGCCAUCACCAAGGACAAAGUGGAAAAGGCCAACAACAACAAAGGGAACAAGAACAAGGUUAGGCAGCCCAAUGGUAAGAGUAAGGAGAAAAGUAACAAAGAACUUCAGAUUGUCAAUUGCUGCAAUGCGAGCUCGGAUCUCGUAGAGCGCAUUUGCACGUCCCUGCAAGUUCCGCGUCCACCGGAAAGUUGCUAUCUCUUGCUGCCGAUUAAAAUGGCCACUGAUGGCAAUGAAGAAUCUAUGCAACCCGAUGGCAGGCAACAAAAUGCGAAAAUUGAUUCACCAAGAAGGAGCAAAGAUGGUGAUAAUGGAUCACAACCAGCUAAAAAAUGCAACAAGCCGACGCGCAACUGUGGCUGUAACACGGUCAUCAGCGGAAACCUUCAGGACAACGAUGAGGAUCCACAACAGGAAGAGGACGAGGAAUACAAUAAUCCGUUUGGCAACUGUUGCAAUUCUUGCUGCAGUCCUGCUCGCUGUUGCUGGCCAUGCUGUUAUUAUAAUCCCUGCACGGGUUGUUAUUAUUGGCGCAAUAACUGUUGCUGUCGCAAAGGCUGCUGUAAUAAUUCCUGCAGCUCUUGCCCCCAGCCCUGUCCCCAGCCCUGUCCCCAAUCCUCUCCCCAGCGCUGUGGCCAAUGCUGUUCCCAAUCCUGCCCCUUACCAAAGGGUCAAUCGCAGAGCUCCAGCCCAAAGGAAGAAACUCCCAAUAAAGGUUCACCAAACUCCUCGAAAAGGUCUAGUGCUGACCGUGUCGUGGCCGGAGCUAUAACGACAUUCAAGCCUGAGAUCCAAGAGCUCUACGAGCGUUGGUUGGGAUUUAAUCAGUACGCAGUCGAUAGUCUCCACAGAAGACCACCAACUCCGAUUCAUUCCGGUCCAAUUUACUAUCGGGCGCCGCAGUUUACGUAUCGUACGUCGCAGUGUAAUAUCAGAUCAUUUAGAUCACCGCCGCCGCCGCAGGUGACGCCGCGACGAUCCGAGGAGGACAUUGAUUGGGCGCCACUUUAGUGUUUUAAAACAUGACCACAUUUAUCGAAAAAAUUGAAAGUGAAAGUUGAUAUAGUCGAUCACGAAACUUGAAUCAUUAUCACGAGCUAAAAAACUAUCGAUAGUUUCGAUAUCUUAGAUUACCAUUAUCGAUACUACCGAUAGUAGUAAUAACUCGGUGUUAUGACAAAAUUGUUGUAUUAUGACAAUAAAAAGUGUGCAAAAUGGA
Molecule: messenger RNA, 2065 nt
Organism: Drosophila novamexicana
Lineage: Eukaryota; Metazoa; Arthropoda; Insecta; Diptera; Drosophilidae
Exons: 5
Coding region: 100-1857 (585 amino acids)
Source: RefSeq, a predicted model, not a curated record